AUGGCUAGGGUGCCACUACGUUCGAACGGGCGCGACGGAACCGCCCCUUCGAAGAAGCGCAAGGUCACCGCUAGGAAAGAGGACAAGUCCGCCUCUAGAAACAGACGUCGCACGUCUCAAGAGGAUAGCAAAGCAGGAGCGCUAGCUUUUUUGUUCGAAGCGCCUACCGAGAUUGUGGUUGACAUUCUCUCCCUGCUCAAGCCGUUGGACCUGCUACAUCUAUCCGUAGUGAACAAGGAACUUCGAGUCUUCCUCACAUCUCCAAGUGCGAAGAUCAUCUGGCUUUCUGCACGCCGCAAUGUCGGCCUGCCAGAUGAGCUUCCGCCCGAUUUCAUGGAGACUGCAUACGCACGAUUCCUUUUCGUCCCAACCUGCGAACUAUGCGACGGGCCUGCUAAGGGCAUGAACGAGAUGGUGUAUCUCCGCGUCAGGCUCUGCCGAACCUGUCGAGAUGCUAAAAACCAUACAUCGAGGUCUUGCAAUGCUCAAGAGGCCUAUGACAAAGUGGGCACGUUCGGCGGGUCCCUCGCACUCUUACCGGGCCUUGAUGUGCACACCCGACCCGAUUCAGGCAGACUCCCGUCCAAACGCGAUCGCUACGUUUCCUUCCACAUUGAUGCCUUGGGCAAGAAACUGCGCUCGCUCCGUAGGACAGCUUCUAAGAGGCAGUUUAUGACAGAGAGGGAAACUCUGAUACAGCGGGUGCGCGAGACCAGAGAACCGCUCCUGGAGUGGAUCAAGCAAACUCGCCAGGAAACCCGUGAUGAACGUGACGAGCUGAUGGAACGACGGGUCGACGCCAUAUGCACCCAUCUUCUGGAGCUGGGACACAGUGAAAGAGAUGUGUGUGCCAUCGAAUUCGUUGCACAUCCCGUAAUCAGAAAGGCAGAACUAUUCAAUGAUCAAGUUUGGAACGCCAAUCGUGCCAAGUUUGAGCGUAUCUUGCAGGAGACGAAGGCUGAACGCGAGCAGGAAGAGCGCCAAGUCCAGAACGAGUCUGUCCUACGAGAAAUCUUCACUGAACUUUGGGAGGCUCUACCGACAGAUGAAGAAAGAUGGACCUUCCUCCCAGUCCAUGACUUUUUGUCCCUGCCGUCUGUAUUGAACAUAUCCAGGAACACGGUCGAUAUUGACAACGUCCGAGGUGCUUUUCAAUCUCAUCGCGAGAUCAUUCUGGAAGAGGUCGCCCGAUUCCACGAGGAGAUGCGGACUCAGCUGGUUCACCUGCUUUGGACAGAGGCCAUCCAUCAGGGUAUUUCGGAAACGGAGAUAAGGGCCGCAACGGAUGAAGAUCGAGUGCGCUUACUUCGGAAAGCUGUCAACGGAUUUGUCGUCGCUCCAAUGUUCGGCGAUGAGCGAAUUCUCAAUUAUCACACCAUGUUCAAGGAUGGAUUCUUUGUCAACGACGGAGACGAUCCCCAUGGUGAUUUCCACCACCCUCACAUCAUAUGGCCAUGGUCGCAGUUGCUCAGAUGCAUCCAAGGGAUUCCGUUUGUCAUGUCCUUGAUUAUUGAAGACGCCGGCCUCGACGAGGAAACGGCUACCUUUGACGAACUAGAUGCCGCCAAUCCAGAAUGGCGAGAGCAACUCCUCGACGUGGAGAUGGGCUUUUUGUGAUCGCGACCUAAUUCCUUCGAUCAAGCAGAUAGAGUCGCCCCAAAGCACUUAACUUCCGGUGGCCCCGUCGGCCUAUUUGGCUCUCUGUUCUGGUCUGGUCAAGUCCUGGUCCUACGAAUCGCGAUACCGUUUGUGGAGUGAAGCUGAAUAACUAGCGGCAUCCAUUGAUGGUGCACCACCACAGUCCUGAAGUCAUAUGUAUACUAUUCCGCUCCACUUGUAUGUAAGAAUAAAGCGUGUUACCAAUCG
Molecule: messenger RNA, 1866 nt
Organism: Dacryopinax primogenitus
Lineage: Eukaryota; Fungi; Basidiomycota; Dacrymycetes; Dacrymycetales; Dacrymycetaceae
Exons: 10
Coding region: 1-1617 (538 amino acids)
Molecular function (GO): protein binding
Source: RefSeq, a predicted model, not a curated record